CAAUCUGCAAACGACUGGCUCACAGGUCACCUCGCCCGCCGCACCAAGAACUUGCGCAGUUAACUUCACAGCCGCUCAAUUUUACAGCGCAGAGCAGGAAGCAUCAGCUGCACGCCUCUCGCCUUGCUUGCCGCCUUCGCUCCUCUCUUCCCUAGCUCGUGCUAGCCCUUCUUGGCAAGAAACGGUUUGCUAUGGCCGUUCUUGCGCUCAGGCUUGGUUUCGUGGCUCCGCCUCAUCCUAGGACCAGCAGCGGCAGGUUCGCCUUCUCCCCCCCGUCCUCCCGCGCCGUCGCCAACGCGGGGGUAGCUGCAGGACCCUCGCGCCCGAUCACCGUCGACGGGGACCCGCCCACCGUCGUCUCCGCGCCCGGCCGCCGCAUUGUCGCCAUUGGCGAUGCCCACGGUGACCUCUCCCAGACGAGAGCCGCGCUGGUGCUCGCCGGCGUCCUGAGCACGGAAUCAGAGGGCCACGUGUGGACAGGCGGACGCACGAUACUUGUUCAAGUUGGUGACAUCCUUGAUCGUGGUGAAGAUGAAAUUGCCAUACUCUCACUGUUGAGCUCACUCAACAUGCAAGCCAAAUCUCAAGGCGGUGCUGUAUUCCAGGUUAACGGAAACCACGAAACUAUGAAUGUGGAAGGUGAUUUCCGGUACUGUGAUCCGGGAGGCUUUGAUGAGUGCAUGCGCUUCCUUGACUACUUGGAUGAAUGUGAUGGCAACUGGGAUAACGCAUUUCUCAACUGGGUAAAUGUCUGUGAAAGACGGAAGAAAGAGUAUGUAGCUUUGCCUAAUGGUGACUGGGGUCCUUGGAAUUUCGUCAAGAAGCAGAAAGGCUUUGCUGCAAGAUCAUCUCUUCUCAAGCGAGGUGGUCCGCUAGCUCAUGAAUUGGCUCGGCAUCCUGUUGUCCUCAAGAUCAAUGACUGGAUUUUUUGUCAUGGUGGCCUUCUUCCUCACCAUGUUGAAUAUGGGAUUGAGCGUAUGAACAGGGAGGUAUCAAUGUGGAUGAAAUGUUCAGGCGAAGACAGUGGUGACGAGACAGACAUCCCCUUCAUAGCUACUAGAGGUUAUGACAGCGUCGUGUGGAGUCGAAUGUACUCGCAAGACCCUGCCGAAAGAACACGACGCGCUUUGAUGCUAUCUUCUAUUGCUGCUGAACAAACGCUAGAAGCUGUAGGAGCCAAAGGGAUGGUUGUAGGGCACACACCACAGACGCAUGGGGUGACCUGUAAAUGUGAUGGCAAAGUCUGGUGCGUGGAUGUGGGCAUGUCCUGUGGUGUUCUUUGCUCAAGGCCAGAGGUCCUAGAAAUAGUCAAUGACAGACCAAGGGUUUUGAAGGAGCGGAGAGAAUUAUAUGAUGAGAUGGAAGUGUUGGACUAUUUGUAAAACCUUGAGAAACUUAUGUACAUAAUAGAAAACAUUAAUUGUCCUGAGAAUCAUCGUUUCAGACAAUUUGAGUGGGAAUACUGUACGCAACAUGCUACAGAGAGAGAGAUAUAAUCAGAAGGAAGGUUUUUUCACUAUGGUUACCGUUUGUCUGAAACCAGAUGCAAACAUAGAUCAAAAGCCCAAAGGCGCUUUAUUUGCCAUGGUAGACCAAAGUUUUAGUGGUGCUUAUUUGUAUCAGCAUUCAAACAUUGACUCUAGCCUUAUUAAGAGCUGUGGGCAUCAGGAACCGUGCAAGUUGUAGAAUGAGAUGGAGAACAAAUGAAUAUGCUGAGCUCUCAUGUAAAUUAGGUAUCUUCCUUUCACGUGUUACCGACAACAAAUUCGAAAAGAAUGAUUUGUAUAUGAUUUGAAGCGGUACUGUAACAACAUUACAACAAACGACAGAUGAACAUAUCAUGGAGCUCAUCUUUAUUUUGAUCGUUAACAAGUUUUUCGAUACAUUUUCUGGC
Messenger RNA from Zea mays, 1894 nucleotides. RefSeq names its product shewanella-like protein phosphatase 1. NCBI's taxonomy places the organism in Eukaryota, Viridiplantae, Streptophyta, Magnoliopsida, Poales, Poaceae. Bases 192 to 1382 code for a protein of 396 amino acids. Gene Ontology annotation, molecular function: hydrolase activity. The record is from RefSeq and is a predicted model, not a curated record. The transcript is spliced from 11 exons.